GCAUCUGCUGGCCAGUGCGGUUGUUCAAACUAUCUAUGAACCGUCUCUAACCCCGGUGAAAUUGUUCAGUAAAACAUGCCAUCCGUUUCGCGACAAAAGCUGGACUAGAAGCCGCCAGCUAGAAGCCGGCCACUACCGCACCCACAGCUACAGGGCGAUCGACGCAGGCGGUAGGCGAUUGGCCGGAUUGCAGCAGACGCACGAGUGCCUUAGCCGUAAGUUGCGCUGGCGAGCGGACUGCUGGCGUCGGUCGGAGCAACUCGUGGCCGGGCAUUGGCAGGCUGGUUGGAGCCGGUCCCCAGCGCCAGCACCGUGCCCCUGCUCCGUACUGCGGCCGCCGGGGAUGGCAGUGGUUGUUGCCGUUGGGCGCAGCAAGCUUCCGUGCCGAUAGGAGCACCAGCACCUGAAGCAGCACCGGCAGCACCGCAGGGGAAACCCUUGGCCGUGUGGAGCGAGGGAGCGAUCCCAUACCAGGGACCAUCUACCCAAGGCGUGGUAGAAGAUAUCCGACACCGAACGGGUGGUGGCCCACACCACGAACGACCUUCCUCGAAUGUAACGCGCGUAACGCCACUUAACCACGUUCGGACAGUAGUAGUGUCAGUGCCACUGCCAUCAGCCGACAGCCCCGAAUACCAACGCUACGUUAUCCCCUGCGAAUCGAAGUUACCGAAUAUCCACGCACCGGCAAGCAGCUUCGCGCCGGGCACGUUCCAGGCAUCGACCGGCCACACUCUCUCUCGCCAGCCAGUUGUCGACUCCAGGCCCUGAUCUCAUCGACUGUUUCUAGCCGCCCGGUCUAGGCCAUCUUCUGACCACUGCUCAAAACGCACGACGCCGUUGGCCCGCUAAGUUUAAUAGUCCUCCUGUCGUCGUAUAGGGUCUACCACCCUCCCGUCUGUAUUAGAAUUCGAAUAUAUAGAUAUACAUUGCGUCACCCGAGGAAGGCGAAGGAAGAACGAACGAGGGUCUCGCAAGUCUCAGUGCCUACUUAAAUACAACAUAGACCACACACCAACCGACACACACAAGCAACCACACACGUGUAUAGAAAUACCUAAUAUAGUAAUAUUUGGGCAAGCAGAAGAACAUUCGGCAUAUCGGCCCCGCGAUCCGUACCCACGAUCUAGUCAAUCGCUGAGGUUUCAUCUCAUAGUAGUGUAAGUCGACGGUGGAACCAGAAGCGGCAGCAGCAGCAGCAGCAGCGGCGAGUGCUAGCAGAAGAGCUAUAGACAAGACUUUCAGAAUGAAACCGAACGAUAUUGUGGAAUCUGGCGGCGGCGGCGGCGGUGUUGCCGCCGAUGGCGCGCGCCGGGACAGUGUCGUCCCGUUCGAUACGCUGGACGCGGUGCUGCUGGACAGCCAGGGCCCGGUGGCGCUCGGUUCGCGGGCUGCCAGCGUCCGCUCGAGCAUCUCCAGCGCCGGCACGGCGCCCCUUCCGCACACAGUCAUUUCGCUCGACACGGCCAUGGCGUUCCGUGCCGGGCCCGGUACCGGUGCCGUCGGGGGCCCGCAGGCCACCGAGUUCUACCGGGUCGAUGACGAUAGCUAUCGCCCGUUCACGAUUUACGGUGGAAAUGCAGGUGAUGGAUCCGGAAAGCCAGCGUCCACCACCGGCUCGCUGAGCUCGAUCAUCACCACAUCGAUUGCGUCGUCCGACCCGGACCGUGGUGAUCACCGUGCGAGCAGCAGCUGCUACACCGGUAGUUUGGCUGGCGAUGUUGGAGAUCUCGCCGGUCCGUUGGAGCAAAAGCAGCGUCCCGCCGUGACCGCGUUGGAGCGCGCCGGAGACGGUGGUGGUGAUGCCGAUGGCAACGCAGGCGGUGGCAACGCUGGGUCCGAAGUUGUGCCCGCCGGAGGAGAUGGGGGAGACGGUGGGCACGGUCCGGUCGCCGCCAUCCGGACGGAGAAGUGGUGGCAGACGACGCUGCAGAUCGCCGUACCGUUUUUCAUCGCCGGGUUCGGUACAAUCGCGGCCGGUAUCAUCCUGGGACGCGUAGAGAACUGGAAUGUCUUUACCCAGAUCUCGGAGCUGUUCAUCCUGGUGCCGGCCCUGCUGGGCCUGAAGGGUAACCUGGACAUGUGUCUGGCGUCGCGCAUGUCGACCCAGGCGAACCUCGGCAAUCUGAACGGGACGCGCGAGAUCGUCAAGAUGAUCAUAGGGAACAUCGCGCUGGUGCAGGUGCAGGCGAUUGUUGCCGCGUUCAUCGUCUCCAUCUUUGCGAUCGUCGUCGGUGCGAUCAUGAACCAGAGCUUCCAGUUCGAUCACGCGAUGCUCAUCACCGCGUCCAGCAUGUUCACCGCUACGAGCUCCUGCUUCGUGCUCGACUUUGUGCUGGUCGGCGUGAUUCUCUGCACCAAGCGGUUCCGGCUGAACCCAGACAAUCUGGCCACGCCGCUCGCCGCCUCCAUCGGCGAUGUCGUCUCCAUCUCAAUCCUCUCCGGCAUGGCGUCGCUUCUGUUUGAUCACAUCAAAACGCACCUCUGGGUUACGUUCGUCAUGGUCACCGGGUACUUCAUCCUGCUGCCGUUCUUCGUGUUUGUGGUGUACCGGAACAAGUACACGAGCCGCGUCCUCACCUCCGGCUGGGGUCCGGUGCUGGCCAGUCUGUUCAUCAGUGGCAUGGGAGGUCUGGUGCUCGACACGGCGGUCGGCAUGUUCAACGGUUUCGUCGUGUUCCAGCCCAUCAUCAACGGCAUCGGCGGCAACCUGGUGUCGGUGCAGGCGAGCAAGAUCUCCACCUUCCUGCAUCAGAGCUCCAUCCUCGGCAUCAUACCGCCGCACGCCAAGAUCGCCGAGCUGCCGUGGAGGGCGUUGAUCCGAGGAGUGCCGUACGCUAAAACUGCGCGCAUUCUCAUCAUGAUGUCGAUUCCCGGGCAGGUGCUGUUCGUGUUUGUCGCCGACUACAUCCACAUGUCCCGCUCGACGAUCGGCUUACCCUUCGUACUGACCUACCUGUUCGUCAGCACGCUUCAGAUCAUGCUGCUACUGUACAUCGCCCACGUCAUCAUCCAUCUGAUGUGGAAGCUGAAGAUCGAUCCGGACAACUCGGCCAUCCCGUACCUGACGGCCCUCGGCGAUCUGCUCGGCUCGAGCUUCCUGAUGCUGGCGUUCCUGUUCCUGCGCUCCAUCGGACACCCGUACGGCGAGGAGCACACCGAGCAGGUCGCCGGCUUCACCCUGCUGACCACCGAGCCGUCGUACAACAGCACCGUGCUGUCGGACCUCAUCCACGAGGCGUCCGGCUUCUAA
Molecule: messenger RNA, 3253 nt
Organism: Anopheles coustani
Lineage: Eukaryota; Metazoa; Arthropoda; Insecta; Diptera; Culicidae
Product: solute carrier family 41 member 1
Exons: 9
Coding region: 1247-3253 (668 amino acids)
Biological process (GO): monoatomic cation transport
Cellular component (GO): plasma membrane
Molecular function (GO): monoatomic cation transmembrane transporter activity
Source: RefSeq, a predicted model, not a curated record